GCGAAGGUGGCGAGUCUGCCCGUUUCCUCGCCCGCGUUCUCCGCGAACCCCUCGCCCAGCCCGGGGAGGUGGAGGAGGAGACUGCAGAUACCCCCUUCCCCCACACAUACAAACAAACAUAGAAACCUUGUACGCAGCUGAGGUCGCCUUUGCUCAGACCCUCUGCCUUGAGGGUAAUGGUUCUGGACCUUUGCAAUGGACACCUUUCUGCAGUCCUGCCUGACUCCGGCCGCCAAUGGCUCCCACUGGUGCCAGGGUCCCGGGUCCGCCGAUAACUUCAGCCUGACCGACACCUCCGCCCUAUGCCCCGAGGGUACCGUCCUCCGGUGUAACCGUACGGAGGGCAACCCGCUGGGCAAGAGCUCCUCUUCGGUCAUCAGUUCCAUCAUCAUCACGGCCCUCUAUUCCGUCGUGUGUGUGCUGGGUUUGGUCGGCAACGUCCUCGUCAUGUUUGUCAUCGUCAGGUACACCAAGAUGAAAACAGCCACCAACAUCUACAUCUUCAACCUGGCUUUGGCAGACGCCUUGGCCACCAGCACACUGCCCUUCCAGAACAUCAACUACCUAAUGGGGUCCUGGCCUUUCGGCCGGCUGCUGUGUAAGCUUGUGAUGUCCAUCGAUUACUACAACAUGUUCACCAGCAUCUUCACCCUGACCACCAUGAGCAUGGACCGCUACAUCGCCGUCUGCCACCCGGUCAAAGCCUUGGACUUCCGCACGCCGCACAAUGCCAAGAUCAUCAACGUCUGCAUCUGGAUCCUCUCAUCUGCCAUUGGACUGCCGGUGAUGAUCAUGGCCAACACGAUGGUCAACAGAGGGGAGCUGGAGUGCACGCUGAAAUUCCCGCAUCCGUACUGGUACUGGGACAACCUCCUGAAGAUCUGUGUCUUCAUCUUCGCCUUCGUCAUGCCGGUGCUGAUCAUCACCGUGUGCUACGGUUUGAUGGUGAUCCGCCUGAAGAGUGUGAGGAUACUCUCGGGUUCCAGGGGGAAGGACCGCAACCUGCGCCGCAUCACCAGGAUGGUCUUGGUGGUGGUGGUAGUGUUCAUCAUCUGCUGGACGCCCAUUCACAUCUACGUCAUCCUCCGGGCGCUGGUGAGGAUCCCCUCCACCGUCCUCGACAUGGUGGCCUGGCACUUCUGCAUCGCCCUGGGCUACACCAACAGCUGUCUCAACCCCGUGCUCUACGCCUACCUCGACGAGAACUUCAAGCGGUGCUUCCGUGAGUUCUGCUUGCCGUCGGCCUCCUCGCUGCCCCGCCAGAGCUCCAACCAGCCCAGAAGCCAGGCUCGGGAGCACCCCUCCACCGCCCACACCGCCGACAGGACUGACCAGCGGCUAUGACUAGGGGCGGGGCCCCGACCCGGGGACGAGCUCGGCGACGAGCUCACCCAGGUCACCACUGGGCUGUGACCAUUUCCUCGCGGGCCAGUGGAGAUCCCAGAUUUGGGGGCUGGCCCGCGCCGGAACUCGCGCCCCUCCCCCACUGGCUAACACGCCUUCAAUGUCGUCUUCACAGCACGUUUCCCUAUGUACAUCGACGCCCUCAUGAGGAUGGAGGGGACACAUAGACGAGUCACUCAGCUCGGAAACAGGCCGUUCGGCCCAUCUGGUCCAUUCUGACCAAGAUGCUGCAUCCAGGACAGUCUCUCUGCCUGCACUGGGCCCGUGUCCCUCGAAAUCUUGCCCGUCCAAGUAACUUUUACACUUUGUUAAUGUAGACUCAAGGUUCUUCUUUAUUUAUCUGGAGUAUGUGGAGACAUGCAGUAAAAUGCGUCGUCUGCGUUGACAGCCAACACAACCUAGGGGGCAGCCUGCAAAUGUCGCCACGCAUUCCGGCGCCAACAUAGCUGCCCACAAUCCAUGGACGCUGACUGACCUGCUGCGUCCCUCUAGCAUUUUCUUUGAACUGGAAGGCAAACCUCUAUCCUCCAACCCUGGCACGUCCACACGUCCCUAUUCCCAGGACGGGCCAUCUUCACCCUUCAUCUUCCAGCGGAGUGGGACUCGUGCUCACAGAUACUAAGUCUUCACCAGGAGACUCACAGAGAUUCACAGUCUCUAACCAAUGGACCUCGACUUCCUGACUUCUGAUUUGAUCCGCGGGCCUCGAUCCUCACUUGACAGAGUACAGAAAAAACUUACAAGGACCUUGCCACAACUUGAGGACCUCUGUUACGGGGAAAGGUUGAAUAGGUCAAGAUUUUAUUCCUCUGAAGUUCAGGAGGAUGAGGGGAGAUUUGAUGGAGGUGUACAAAAUUAUGAGGGGUGUCGAUAGGGUAAAUUCAAGCAGGCUUUUUCCACUGACGUUGGGUGAGACUAGAACUAGAGGUCAUGGGUUAAGGGUGAGAGGUGACAUGUUUAAGGGGCACUGAGGGGCAGCGUCUUUACGCUGAGGGUGGUGGAAGUGUGGAACGAACUGCCAACGGAAGAGGCUGAUGGGGAUUUGAUUGCAACGUUUAUGAGAAGCUUGGGUAAGCACUCGGAUGGGAGGGGUGUGGAGGGCUGUGGCAUGGGUGCAGGUUAAUGGACCAAGGCAGAUUAACAGUUUGCAUACAGAUGGGCCGAAGGGCCCGUUUCUGUGCUGUAGUGCUCUAUAGCUCUAUGACCAAAAUUGUCAAUGGGAAGCUUAAGGAAAGAAUGGAUCUCCAUUUAAAUCCUAAACAUCAUGGAACACAUUCAGUGAGAUGCAGUCCGCAGAAGUGCCUCGGGUGGGGUCAUCAAACUUUAGUGCAGCCCUCCAAGGGGCGGAAUUGGUAAAUCGUUUUUUACUGCCACUUGUUCCGAGAUAGAGUGAAAAGCUUUUGCUCACAUGCUGUCCACACAGAUCAUUCCAUAUGUAAGUACGUCGCAGCUUUGAUUCUUCUGGCUGCUUUACUGAGGCAGCAAAAAGUGUAGACAGAUUUCAUGGAGGGGAGGCUGGUUUCUGUGAUGUGCUGAGCCGUGCUCACAACUCUCUGCAGCUUUUUGAGACGUAGUGCAAAGUAGUUGCCAUCCCAAGCCAUGAUGCAUCAGAUAGGAAACUUUCUAUAGUGCAUUGCAUGCGUAAAAUUUUCCUUUGCCUUGUGAGGAGGUGGAGCUGAAGGUGAGUGUCCUUGUGCAGGCCAUCUAUGGGUUGAGUUGAAUAUGUUUAACGUAUGAGGAGCAUUUGGUGGCCCUGGGCCUGAACUCACUGGAGUUUAGAAGAAUGAGGGGAGAAUCUCAUUGAAACCUAUCGAAUAUUGAAAGGCCUAGACAUUGUAGAUAUGGAUAGGAUAUUUCCAAUUGUGGGAGAGUCCAGGCCCGGGGGAUACAACCUCAGAAUAGAAGGUUUUCCCUUUAGAACAGAGGUGAGGAGGAAUUUCUUUAGCCAGAGGGUGGUGAAUCUGUAGAAUUCAUUGCCACAGAUAAUGGUGGAGGCCAAGUUAUUGGGUAUAUUUAAAGCAGAGGUUGAUAGGUUCUUGAUUAGUCAGGGUGUCAAAAGUUACAGAGAGAAGGCAGAAAAAUGGUGUUGGGGAAAAUAAAUCAACUAUGAUUGAAUGGCAGAGCAAAAUUGAUGGACUGAAUGGCCUUAUUCUGCUCCAAUGUCUUUUAUCAGCCCAGUAGCACAGAGGAUUAGAGCAGCCAUCUCACAGAUCUAAUGCUGAGCCUCUAGAAGGCAAUGAUCUAACUGCAUUUAGAAACCAUAGAACAUUACAGCACAGAAACAGGCCUUUUGGCCCUUCUUGGCUGUGCUGAACCAUUUUUCUGCCUAGUCCCACUGACCUGCACCUGGACCAUAUCACUCCAUACACCUCCCAUCCAUGUACCUGUCCAAGUUUUUCUUAAAUGUUAAAAGUGAGCCCGCAUUUAGCACUUUAUCUGGCAGCUCAUUCCACACUCCCACCAUUCUCUGUGUGAAGAAGCCCCCAUAAUGUUCCCUUUAAACUUUUCCCUUCUUCACCCUUAGCCCAUGUACUCUGGUUUUUUUUCUCCCCUAGCCUCAGUGGAAAAAGCCUGCUAGCAUUCACUAUCUAUACCCAUCAUAAUUUUAAAUACCUCUAUCAAAUCUCCCCUCAUUCUUCUACGCUCCAGGGAAUAAAGUCCUAACUUAUUCAACCUUUCUCUGUAACUGAGUUUCUCAAGUCCCGGCAAUAUCCUCAUUGCACUUGGAGUAUUGUGAGCAGUUUUGGGCCCCUUGUCUAAGAAAGGAUGUGCUGUCAUUGGAGAGGGUCCAGAGGAAGUUCAUGAGAAUGAUCUUGAGAAAGAAAGGGUUAACAUAUGAGGAGCCUUUGAUAGCUGUAUUCAUAGGGGUUAGAAGAAUGAGGGGGGAGAAUCUCAUUGGACCCUAUUGAAUAUUGAAAGGCCAGGUCAGAGUGGAUGUGGAGAGGAUGUUUUCUAUUGUGGGGGAGUCUAGAACCAAAGGGCACAGUAUCAGAAUAGGUGGUUGUCCAUUUAGAAUAGAGAUGAAUUUAUUUAGCCAGAAGGUGGUGAAUCUGUGGAAUUCAUUGCCACAGAUUUCUGUGGAGGAUGAGUUAUUGGAUAUAUUUAAACCAGAGGUUGAGGCGUUCUUGAUUAGUCAGGGCUCAAAGAUUAUGGGGAGAAGGCAGGAAUGGGGUCAAAACCCUGAUGAGUCUAGAUGAAGGGUCUCAGUUUGAAAUGCCAACUGUUUAUUCCCCUCCAUAGAUGCUGCCUGACUUGCUGAGUUCCUCCAGCAUUUUGUGCAUGUUGCUCAAAUAAUUAUUCCCCUGACCAGCACUAGUAAAAGAAAAUUCAACUCUCACCCCUGGCAUUCAAUGACUUUACCAUCACUGAAUACCCCAUUGUCAAUCUCCCGCAGUUGGCAUUGACCAUAAGCUGAGCUGGACUGGUCAUAACAGUGUGGCUACAGGAAGGUCAGAGGGCAGAGAUCCCGCGGCAAGUAACUCACCUCCUAACUCCCUGAAACCCAUCCACUAUCUACAAGGCUCUGGUGAGGAGUGUGAUGGGACACUCUCCGAUUGCCUUGAGCUUCAACUGUGCUCAUGAAACUCAACACCAGACAGGAUAUGACAACCCGCUUGAUAGGCAACCCAUCCACUACUGCUCACGCUCUCUAUCACGGACACGCAGUCUCAGAAAUCGGUAGCAACUACAGCAACUCAUCCAGAGUCCUCAGACAGCACCUUCCAAACCCACCACCUCUACCAGCUGGAAGGACAGGGGUACCACAAGCCUGGGGAACACCACCCCUGGAAGCUGCCCUUCACCCUGACUUGGAAAUACUCAAUGAUUUGAAGAAUCUAAGUACAUUUAUUAUCAAAGUAUGUAGGCAGCAUGUAACCCUGAGACUCAUCACCGUGUCAAAUCCGGGAACUCCCCCCUGCUAACAGCCCUGUGGGUGUACCCUCCCCGCGAGGGGUGACACUAUUACAGCUCUGGGGUUGGGUUUCGGAGUUCAAUUCCAGCACCCUCUGUGAGUAAAUUUCCGCUUUCCUGCCCAUGGGCACCUGGUUUCCUCUUCCUCUGGUUUCCCGUUUCCUCCCACAGUCCAAAGACGUACCCAGUAGCCCAGAGGGUCAAAGCAGCCAUCUCACCGAUGUAAUGUUGAGGCUCUAGAAGGCACUGAUCAGACUGCACUUGGAGUAUUGUGAGCAAUUAUGGCCCCUUAUCCAAGAGAGAAUGUUCUAGCAUUCGAGAUAGUCCAGAGGAGAUUCACAAGGAUGAUCACAGGAAAGAAAGGGUUAACAUAUGAGGAGCAUCUAGUGGUUCUGGGCCUGUAGUCAUUAGAGUUCAGAAGAAUGAGGGAGGAUCUCAUUGAAAUCUAUCGAAUAUUGGAAGGCCUGGAUAGAAUGGAUGUGGAGAGGAUGUUUCCUGCAGUGGGGGAGUCUACAACCAGAGGACACAGAUAGAAUGGAUAUGGAGAGGAUGUUUCCUGCAGUGGGGGAGUCUAUGACCAGAAGACACAGAUAGAAUGGAUGUAGAGAGGAUGUUUCCGAUAGUGGGGAGUCUAUGACCAGAGGACACAGAUAGAGUGGAUGUGCAGAGGAUGUUUCCUGUAGUGGGGGAGUGUACAUCCAGAUGAAACAGAUAGAGUGGAUGUGGAGAGGAUGUUUCGUGUAGUGGGGGAGUGUAUGUCCAGAGGACACGGAUAGAGUGGAUGUGGAGAGGAUGUUUCGUGUAGUGGGGGAGUGUAUGUCCAGAGGACACAGAUGGAGUGGAUGUGGAGAGGAUGUUUCAUGUAGUGGGGGAGUGUAUGUCCAGAGGACACAGAUGGAGUGGAUGUGGAGAGGAUGUUUCGUGUAGUGGGGGAGUCUAGGACUAGAGGGCUAGAAGGACUGUUCCACACUGUACUUCUGUAUAAAUUUUAAAAAGGUCUGCAGUGGUUGAAGAAAGCAUCUGUCCCUCAGCUUCUCAAGGGUGACUAGGGAUGGGCAAUCAAACAUUGGCUCAGCCUGCAAGGUCUAUGUCCCUUGAAUGAAGAGGAAGAACAAAAUCUUCUGGAAAUUGAGUUACAGAGGCUUGUCGCACCCUACCAAGCCUGCAUCCGUUAAAAAUGAUCUUAAUCUUCCCUAAAAUGACACACCUGUACAAGAUUAUUCAGGAUUCAAGAUUGUUUAAUGUUAUUUCCAGUACACAAGCGUAAAGGAGAACAAAAUAAUUAUUACUCCAGAUCCAGUGCAGCACAAAAGAUAAAGAACAUGACAAUAAAAAACACAAUAAAUGUAAAUACAUAAAUUAGCUUAUAUACAGAGAUUGACUGUAUGUCCAUAAAGUGAUGUUAGGCACGGGAGUGCCUGUACAUAAGGUGAGGGACAGGAAAUGUUAAAGUACUGGUGGUCGGGGGUGUGGAGGGGUGGGGUAGUGGGUGGAGGUGUUGAUCAGCCUUACUGCUUGGGAAAAGUAACUGGUUUUGAGUCUGGUGGUCCUGGCUUGGAUGCAUUGAGGUCUCCCUGACGGGUGUGGGACACGGGUUAAACCAGCAGAAGAUACCUUGUAGAAACUAAAGAUGCUGGAAUUUGGAGAAACACACAAAAAGCUUUUGAAACUCAACAGUUUAGGCAGAGUCCAAGGAGGGAAAUGAACAGGAAAAUGGACAGUUUGGACAAGAUAAAAGGCCCCUACCGGAAACUUCAGCUGCCAAAUUUCCUCCGCAGAUACUGCCGGACCCAUGGACUUCCUCCAGCUUUUUAUCUGAGCAAGCAGUUUGCAGUUCCUUUGACUUUAUUUCAUCUUCAGUAUUUUAGUUCCCCAAGAACGGAGUAAGGAACAUUACAUAAACGUCCACCAAACGUCAACGUGAUGUUCAUUGGCGUGGUACAGGGAACCAUUUUGUCUGCUAUCGGAGUCAUUACUUUCCCUGUCGCAAUCUGACCAUGUGUGGGAAGAAACGGGAUCCAAGUCAAUUCAUUGACUUGGUUCUGGGUUUGAAUGGUUGCUGUUAAUUUCACCCCCAUUGCAACCACUUCCCAAAGAAGCUCACACACAAAAUGUUGGAGGA
Mobula hypostoma (lesser devil ray) is the source of this 7438-nucleotide messenger RNA. RefSeq names its product opioid receptor, mu 1 (gene oprm1). Gene Ontology annotation, cellular component: neuron projection; plasma membrane. Gene Ontology annotation, biological process: neuropeptide signaling pathway; sensory perception of pain; G protein-coupled opioid receptor signaling pathway. Gene Ontology annotation, molecular function: morphine receptor activity; G-protein beta-subunit binding; beta-endorphin receptor activity. Bases 196 to 1344 code for a protein of 382 amino acids. NCBI's taxonomy places the organism in Eukaryota, Metazoa, Chordata, Chondrichthyes, Myliobatiformes, Myliobatidae. The transcript is spliced from 3 exons. The record is from RefSeq and is a predicted model, not a curated record.